This is a messenger RNA of Lutzomyia longipalpis, 1053 nucleotides long. Its product is annotated as syntaxin-8. The coding region runs from base 171 to 869 and encodes 232 amino acids. The transcript is spliced from 2 exons. The record is from RefSeq and is a predicted model, not a curated record. Gene Ontology annotation, cellular component: membrane; SNARE complex; endomembrane system. Gene Ontology annotation, molecular function: SNAP receptor activity; SNARE binding. Gene Ontology annotation, biological process: vesicle fusion; intracellular protein transport; vesicle-mediated transport. NCBI's taxonomy places the organism in Eukaryota, Metazoa, Arthropoda, Insecta, Diptera, Psychodidae.
GCCCUGCAAAAACAUAAAAAGAAGAAGAAGAAGAAGAAGUUUUUUUCUGCAAUGCAAAAAUUCUCGAUCCUCUCUAAUUUUUUCAGAAAACUAAUAGGAAUUUUGCUUAAAAACUGACUUAAAACAGGUGCAAAGGAUUUGAGACAACGUGCUAAAAGCCAGCCGUGAGGAUGUCUCUGGUUGAUGUUGAUUCAUGGAUUACCGAAUAUGAGGCAUGUGAGCGCCUCAGUCGGGAAAUUCAAUCGCAAAUUGUGCUACGAAAUCGCGAACAACGUCUCUCAGAUGAGUACUCAAAAUUAUCUGGGAAUGUCCGGAUGCGCCUUAAACAAUUCUCAACCGAGCUUGUGUCGUUGGAGAAGAAGCUGGAACAGACAAGACGUAUGGAUAGCUUGACGACGGAGGAGGCAGAGAGGCGACAGCGACAAAUUGAGCAGCUUCAGUCGAAAUUAAUUCAGCUACAGAAUCAAUUUGCAGGCACUGGAGAUGCCACCCGGAGUGCUCUUCUGCAGCCUGGUACAUCGAGAUUGUGGGAUGAUGAGGAGGACGAUCAGAUGCUUGAUACGAGUACGUACUCUGUGAAGGAUUUACGGCAGCAACAGGCACAAAUUCUUGAGGAUCAGAAUCAAGGACUUGAAGCUCUAUCGAAGGUGAUUUCCCGCCAGAAAGAUUUGGCUUUGCGCAUCGGAGAUGAGGUAGAGACACAAAAUGAGAUCAUCGAUGAUAUAGCUGAUCAACUGGAGCAUACAGAUGCGAGAAUAAACAGUGCGACACGUCGAAUUGAAGUUGUCAGCGCCAAAGAUAGAACCUGGCCCUACUGGAGCAUCAUUAUUGGCCUCUUUGUAGCCAUCAUCAUUGUUGCCCUCAUCUAGCAUACACCAUUGAGCUCUGCUGCUAACACUGGGGCAGGGAAACUUCCCAAAAUUCCACAUUUUGGAACAAACAAUUUAUUUUUAUUAUUAUUAUCUAUCCCCCGGAAAGAGAUGUUGGAACUUUCUGUAGGGGGCUUCUUUAUUACUCACUGCAGAGUUUCAAUUAAAUAUAUUAUUAAUUACA